CUAAAAGGAGCUACAUAAGAAGGGGACAUCGACGGAAACAACACUUGGGGUGGACACAUGAAUCAUUGGGGAAAACGGCAUGGCUCGCUCCUCUCUAGCCCUCUCUCAGCAACCGUCCCUGCCAGGGAUGCCGCAGGCAGUGCUUGCGGUUCGCAUGGAGCCCAAGUACCAGUGCCAGCAGUGUCAGGGGGUGCUGAGGAAGCCCUUCCAGGCCCAGUGCGGACAUCGCUUCUGUGCGCACUGCCUUACACAGCUCACCAGCUCUGGACCGAAGCCCUGCAAGGCGUGCCAGCAGGAGGAAAUAUUUGAAGAGACCCUGUCCAUCCUCAACUUCAGUGAGGCUUUUCCUGACAAUGCGGCCCGAAGAGAAAUCGACAGCCUGCCUGCCACCUGCCCCAAUGAUGGCUGCUCCUGGAAGGGAAAGAUAAAGGAGUAUGAGGAGCAACACGAGGGAAAGUGUGAGUUUGAGCGCGUGAAGUGUGAGGCGUGCCAGGCCCUAAUCCUGCUCAGCGAACGGGAGAGACACAACGAGCGAGAGUGUGAGGAGAGGACCCUCAACUGCAAAUACUGCAAGGUCACCUUUAGCUUCAAAGAAAUCAAGGCCCACGAUGAUAUUUGCCAGAAAUUCCCAAUGCAGUGCAAAGAAUGUGGCAAGAAGAAGAUCCCACGAGAAAAGUUUGCAGAUCACAUCAAGUCCUGUGCAAAGUCGAAGACACUGUGUCCUUUCAGUGCUGUUGGCUGCGGGGCAGUGGUGGACAAUGAGAAGCAGGCCGAGCACGAGCAGACCCACAUUUCGGAGCACUUGCGCCUCCUGCUGGCCGAGCUGCCCCUGAUGCGGCUGCGGGCCGAGGGGGCCGGGGAGUGGCAGGAGGACUCGGGGCUGGGGCUGUACCGGGCGCCGGAGGAAAGAGCGCCCUCCGCGGGCGCCGCGGGACAGACGAGCGGCCUGGGGCAGAAGGUGAUGGCGCUGGAGAACAUCGUGUGUGUGCUGAACAGAGAGAUGGAGAGGAGCUCCCUCACCCUGGAGGCUUUCUCCCGCCAGCACCGGCUCGACCAGGACAAGAUCGACAGCCUCACCAACAAGGUGCGGCAGCUGGAACGCACUCUGAACAUGCGGGACCUGCAGCUGGCCGAGACGGAGCAGAUGCUGCGGGAGCUGGAGUACUGCACCUACGACGGCGUCUUCGUCUGGAAGAUCGUCGACUUCUCCCGCCGCCGCCAGGAGGCACUGGCCGGACGCGCCCCCGCCAUGUUCUCCCCAGCCUUCUACUCCAGCAAGUACGGCUACAAGAUGUGUCUGAGGCUGUACCUGAACGGCGACGGGACGGGCCGGGGAACGCACCUCUCGCUCUUUUUCGUGGUGAUGAGGGGCAAGUACGACGCCCUGCUGAAGUGGCCCUUCAGCCAGAAGGUGACACUGAUGCUCCUAGACCAGAACAACCGGGAGCACAUCAUCGACGCCUUCCGGCCGGACGUCACCUCCACCUCCUUCCAGCGGCCCAUCAGCGAGAUGAACAUCGCAAGUGGCUGCCCGCUCUUCUGCCCGCUGGCCAAGCUGGCCGGCAAGAGCUCGUACCUGAGGGACGACACCGUCUUCAUCAAGGCCAUCGUGGACCUCACCGGCCUCUAGCCCCACGGGAACUGCGAGACCCUUUUGGGGGGCAGAUGAUGCCGAGGAAACCCAGGCUGAGUGAAGCGGGCCCGAGCACAAGGCUGCCGCUUCGAGCCCUGGUCAGGGCUACUCCACCCAGCCCUGACCAUGGUUCGAACAGGCGCUAUGUGGCUUCACUGCUCUGUAGGAGCAGGAGACUGUAGGAGUCUCCUAUAUGUCAACCAUAUAUAUAUAUAUAUGGUUUUUAAUUAUUUCUAUAUCUAUAAAUAUAUAGAAAGCUCCCUUUACCAUGGUAGGAGUCCUACAGUGGAUAUAAAAAGUCUACACACCC
Molecule: messenger RNA, 1943 nt
Organism: Megalops cyprinoides (Indo-Pacific tarpon)
Lineage: Eukaryota; Metazoa; Chordata; Actinopteri; Elopiformes; Megalopidae
Gene: traf2b
Product: Tnf receptor-associated factor 2b
Exons: 11
Coding region: 80-1630 (516 amino acids)
Biological process (GO): protein K63-linked ubiquitination; positive regulation of canonical NF-kappaB signal transduction; tumor necrosis factor-mediated signaling pathway
Cellular component (GO): plasma membrane signaling receptor complex; cytoplasmic side of plasma membrane
Molecular function (GO): tumor necrosis factor receptor binding; ubiquitin protein ligase binding; zinc ion binding
Source: RefSeq, a predicted model, not a curated record